ACUGGAUUAAGCAUUACUGUGUUUUGGAGUUUGCUGUGUAUCAACAUUUUGUCUCAGGUGUAGGAGGUGCCGUUAUUCACAAUGAGGUUCAUAUUCUCAUUGUGUGUUUCAAUACUGCUACUGUAUGGUGAAAUAAUUGCUGGACAAUCAACAGAUGACCCCUGCUACAGCUACAAUGUGCUGGAUGAUCCUCGAAGAGCCACCAACAAUCAAUAUUCCUCUGAAAUAAUGUGUGACUGUGAGGUCAGCUGGAACGGCUGGUACCGUCUCUUCAUUCAGGGUCAGAGCGUUCAGAUGCCAGACACAUGUGUUGAUCAGGACAGCUGUGGCACUCAUGCUCCACUCUGGCUGAGAGGAGGACAUCCAGCAGUUGAGGAUGGAGAGGUCACUCGAGAUGUCUGCGGUCACUAUGACAAUGACUGCUGCUCUUUUCUGUCCAAUCCCAUUAAAGUCAAAGCCUGUCCAGGAGAUUAUUAUGUCUAUGAGUUUGUUAAACCAGCUUUCUGCUAUUUAGCAUAUUGUGCAGAUGUAACAAACAUCAACACUACAUAUACAAUUACGACUGUUGUUCCUCUUGUUGACCCCUGCAACAACUACAAUGUGCUAGAUGAUCCAUGGAGAGCCACCAACAAUCAAUAUACCUCUGAAAUAAUGUGUGACUGUGAAGUUAGCUGGAAUGGCUGGUACCGUCUCUUCAUUCAGGGUCAGAGCGUUCAGAUGCCAGACACAUGUGUUGAUGAGUACAGUUGUGGCACUCAUUCCCCACUCUGGCUGAAUGGAGGACAUCCAGUAGUUGAGGAUGGAGUGGUCACUCGAGAUGUCUGUGGUCAUUGGGACAAUAACUGCUGCUAUUUCAACUCCAAUCCCAUUAAAGUCAAAGCCUGUCCAGGCAAUUAUUUUGUUUAUGAGUUUGUGAAACCUGCUUUCUGCUCUUUGGCAUACUGCGCAGCUGUAGCGAACAUAAACACUACCUAUACUACUGUCACACCAAUGAAAACCUCAACAGCAGCCACUACAACAAUGGACUUUACUGGUAAUGUAUUGUGCUGAGUUGGAAUCUGUAGGAUUUAUUGCAUGUAUAGAUAAAUAGAUGGAUUUGUAAUUACUGCUUUCUAUUAAACUAGUUUGACACUGAAAUCUGUAAAAAAAAACAAAAAAAAAAACACUUUAAAUUUCCUAACAUUCAUUUUGCCAUUAAUUGUAAUAAUCCAGUGAGAUUUUUGUUUACACAAGGAGUCUGAAAACAGCCAGUGCUCUACACAGAGAUCUGAUCUCAUUAUGAUCCAGUCUGUCUGGAAUG
Molecule: messenger RNA, 1300 nt
Organism: Sinocyclocheilus anshuiensis
Lineage: Eukaryota; Metazoa; Chordata; Actinopteri; Cypriniformes; Cyprinidae
Exons: 7
Coding region: 82-1050 (322 amino acids)
Source: RefSeq, a predicted model, not a curated record